GGGUGUUCAUGGUUCGGGUGCUUUGGAAAGUACUUGGCAGGCUUCCCACCCAGCUCACUGCGUCACCAUUUGCCACCGCGGCUCAGAGCCUGGAGGCGCCUUCCUUAGGAAGGCGCCUGUGAGCAGAACUGGUGCUCCCCAGGCUGAUGCCUUUGCGGCAAUGAGCCGGACAAGAUGCCCCUAGGGCAAUGGUCUGGGCACAUCUGGCACUUCGAGGGCGAGUUCGAGCCCUCGCGAAGUUCGACCCCACAGCCACGGCGUACGCCGACCCCACUGCCCAGCCGGCCAAGCACCCGAAGCCCUGCAAGCCCUUUGCAGUGGGCUCCCUCACGGUGCUCUACCCGAUGCACGACUCGUGCCGAAUCUCGUUUGUCCAACCGUGGGAAGCAUGGCAGCUAUCUCGAGCGAGCGCAGACACCCAGCUUUGAGCGACCAGCAUCGAGGUCAUUCGACAAGCUUGACAGCGAUGAAGAGGAUGUCCUGCUGGCGAAGCAGGCAAAGACUAUCCAUCAGUGGUCCUGCUCUACACAGGCUGAGGAAAGCUACUCCUUGCCGCUGGGCUCCUCGACACGGAGAAGCUCCUUGAGCUGGGAGGAGACUGCCCUGGACAAGCGCAUCCUCUCGCUGUAUGAAGCCUCAGUGGAAUUGGCAGAGGUGGGCAUUAGCACUGUGAUGGUGCCAAACAUCGCCAACCGCUUUUCGGAGGCCAUCGAUUCCAUCAACAAAGCAGAGACUGAUGAGGAUGAUGACCCAGCCCAUGCGCAAUUGUUCACGGAAGCACUGCAGGCGUACAUGAUUUAUGGCAAGAUGGAGUGCAUUGUGUGUGAGAUGGAGUGCCUCGUCCACGAGGUGGUCAAGGUGCUGGACCAAGACAGCAACAGCCAUGGCUUGGACCUGCUCACGGGCAGAGCGAUCGGCACGGAGUUGACCUCUGAUGCGGAUGAGACGAAGACAAAUAUGAUCAUGGAGCGGGUUUUCAAGUUGCUUGCUGCGCUGAGCGAGGAAGCCAAGAGCUUCAAUUAUACUGCCUGGCUGCAUGCGAUGCGGGACGACGAUGACGCAGUCACUGAAAUUGUGGAUGAGUUCAAUCAGCAUAAGCAGGAGAUUCGGAAAAUCCUGAUGAUUUGCUACGUGGAGGCCGGCGAGUUUCUGAACAGCCGCUUGCUCGUAGCAGCGGUGACGUUCAGCAAGUGGUUUGAGAAGAUGAGGAAGGCAGCCGAGCAGUUUGAGGAGUUUGUCCUCAAGCAAUGUGCUGAAGAAGGCUUUGCUUCAGCUGCAGACAUGCGAAAGAUGAUGCAGAAGAACGCGGAGGAAAGGAAGAAGCUUACAGCACGGCUGGCGGAAGUGCGGGACGGCUGCAAGCGCCAGGCGUUGGACAGCCACGGCAAGCGCUUCGACGCACAAGCGGCAUUAAGGAAAGAGCGGGAAGAAGAGAAGGAGUCGGAGGGCAAAGAUGGCGUAAUCCAAAACCGCAAGCGACUUCGUGAGGCGAGCACCAUGCCGCUUUCCGGGGCUGCCACGACGCCGUCGCCCGGCCGGCGUGCCUCCCUGAGUAGCAAGAGGAGCAGCCACAUGGAAGAGCAGAUCUCCAACUUCAUGCGCUCAGCUAGAGGGCACUUAGACCAGCUUCAGGCGUUGGACCACGAACACCGAGAGAAGGAGCAGAAGGCCUCUGACUUGCUGAUGAAGAUGAUCUGCAAAAGCCGGGUCCUGGAGCGCAUGAAGCUGCGCCAUGAGGCCAGCAGCGUGCUGCAGCGUGUAAAUGCGCUGAUGCCUGGCCGCAUCGUGGCAACGCAUGGCCACAGACAGCGCCCGGAACAUGAGGACUUCAGCUGCACAAGCUCCCUAUUGCAGCAGACGGCCAUCUGCAAGGAGCUGAACAGCCUUACGGUUUCCGUGGACUUGAAAGACAUUUGGACCGGCGCCGAGGGGCAGUACCUCAUGAAACCGAAGGCCAAAACAAAGUCGAAGCUCAACAAGAAGAAAACCUCGUCCUUGAAGGAAGAUCGCCGGCUGAAGGCAGCCAAAGAGAAAUCAGGAGCCAUGUGGAAGAUCGCCCGGGCCUCCAUCGCGGCGGGCAGCGCCAUCAGCGCCAUCCAGGGCCUGCAGCUGGUGCGCGAGGAGUCACUGAAACGAGAAGAGCAAGAGAAGAAGCAGGAAGAGGAGUUGGAAGCGGAAGAGCUGGAGGAGGAACCAGAACACGACGAAGACGACUUGUUCAACUUCCCACCCCACUUUUCCUUGGUCGACGUGCAGCUGCUGCUGAGCGAUGCGGCGGUCCAGCGCACCGAGACGCUGCGGGAGUUGCGCCGGGAGCUCUCACAGCUGGUGGCGGCUUUGGCGGUGAAGUACGGGGAAUCCUGGGAGUACAACGCUCUGAACCUGGAAGCCCACUCCAACCUCAACCCUUGGGCGUUGCUGGUGCCCGAGAUGGAAAAAGAGAUGAAGAGCCUGGGGGAGAAUGGCAGGUUUUUCCUGUCCCGCACUGAUGCGGCGCAGCUGCAGGACAUGCUGCGGUCUAUGCGCACGGUAAAGUCCCAGCUGGUUGUGGAAGCCACCAGGAAGAAGUGCGACUCGACAAUGGUGGACGAUGAAGACAGGUGGGGCUUCCUCUCAGAGGCAGCUAUUCGAGGACUUUUGGAUCAGCUCAUCAACCUUCACAAGAUGUUGAAUGAUCGCAAGCAGAAAGCAGCCAAGCUGGACAUCCGAGCGGAGCUCACGCAGGAACUGGCGCAGCUCCACCCUGAGCUGCGCAGCGGCUACGGCCUGGCGCAGAAGCGGCGCCGGUCGUUGGCACUGAAGGAGGCUGCAGCGAAAGAGGAGGAGGAGGAGAUAGAGGAGCCGGAGGAAACCGGAAACGCAAUCAAGGCCUUCAUGAAUGCCUUGAAGUUCAAGAGCAAGAUCGCGGAGGCCCGCGACGCCAGGAAGUUGGAAGAGACCAAGAACCAGAUCGUCACUGCCCUUGCCGAUGUCCGCAAGUUGAUGGAGGAGGACGAGCAGAUGAAACAAACGCUGGAUGAGGAGAGGCAGCUGGCACAGCAGCAGGUGCAGCAGCUGCGGAGGUUCAUCGCAGGGGUGGAGAACAACAAGCGGGCGACGGAGGAACUCUGCAGCCUACAGGCGGCCAAAGCCUAUGGGAAGCGAAAAGGGGGAGAAGUGUCCAAAGGAGCCAGCAGCCGUCGACCAUCGCAAGACAGUCGUGGUUCAUCACGCGACAGUCGUCGACACUCGCGUGACAGUCGUCAACCAUCACGCGAACAAGGCGGCAACAGAAGCCCGUCGCGCGCGAAGGCUUCCAAGUCCGGCUCGCGCGGAGCGCGGAGCAGAAGCCCUCGCAAGAACGGAUGGCUGGGCAAAGCUCAGAUGGCCUCGGCGGCGUUGGUCUCGCCGAGGAACACCGGCAAGGCGAAAGAUGGCCCGGCGGGCGGGGCAAAGGAGAAGAAGACGUCGCCGAACCCGCUGGACAAGAUCUUUACCGCGACCAUCAAGCAGCGCCUGGAGAAUGCCACGGACAAAUCGGCGGCAGCGAUCUUCAAAAAGUCGCUCAACGAGGCGGAGAAGGCAAUGCAGAUCACGGACCGCAUCCUGCAGACCAAGCGAGCAGACCUCCACACCAUUGUCAAGCUGGCCCUGCUGAAGCACGGCAUCAAAACAACUCACCGGGUGCAGUCUGCCAAGGAGCAGCAUGAACGCUGGGAUGGCGAAGUGGCCUACCUCGAUGACAAGCUAAAACGCGUGACCAGCGUGGAAUCUUUCUGGCAGAUGCGGCAUGAUGCGUGGCUCACCCAGAUUGGUACCCUGUUUAGCCCCAGUGUCUUUGAGACCUUUGUGGACAACGAGCGCUUUGAGGAUCGGGACAGCUGGUCCCAACGCAUGCAGGACGUCCUGCGGGAUGCCCUGGAGCGCAUGCGCGAGGAGAACGCGCCCCCACCCGUAGACGUGAGCCACCACAUCGAGGCACCGCCAGAGCAGGAUGAGAAGGAGAUUCAGCUGCGGCAGGGCUCAGCUCGAAUGGCUGAGCUGUUGUGGCGCAAGCCAACUGCUGGCAAACUCGAAGAUGAGGAGGAGGAGUAUGUCUUCCCUGGUGAGGUGGUACAGCUCCCUCCUGAACCGGAGUGGCGUCCGCCGCGGCCCUUCUCCCGGGCAUCCUCCAAGAAGAAAGUCCGAGGUGCACCAAACGGGAUGGGCUUCAAGCUGCGUCUACCAGCGCCGAUGCUGUCCUUGCCGGCGGCUACUGCUCCCCGCGUCUCAAAGCAGCUUCCUGCUUGGCUGACAGCUUCAUAUCAGAAGCGGGCUUCCCCCCUUCCUGCGAUUGAGUAUGAGGUCAGCCAGGAGAGCCAGGAGACGGAGCCUCGGCUUGGCCAGGGCCACAUCGCGGCAGUGCGGCGCAGGAGUGUGGCCCCCUGGCUGGAGUCCCUGGAUUGGAUCGAAGAUGCUUCCUACCGGGCAGCCCUGAAGUCGCUGCAGAAGCAGUUCCAGCGCGGAAAGACCCAAGAUGCUGAUCUUUGGGGCUUGCCCGAGUCUUUGGCACGACCGGAUCAGCGCCGCGUUCCCCACAUCCUGCAGGUCAUGGCAGAGAGGAAAGUCAGCAAGCACAUGGCGGUGUGGAAGGGGCGUCGUUCUGAUUACAACACCUCUGAGCUUCUUCCGCAUCUUGAACGACGGGGCUCCGUGCAAGACCUGCGCCGGGGACGGUCUCGCAUCGAGGACCAAUCCGGCGGCUUGGACUGCGUCCUGACCAGCAUGGGUUUGCAAGUGAGAGGCGUUCGGCAGCGGCGCUUGGUGCCAGACCCAUCUGCCACCACGAUUGGCACGGAAGCCACGACCACAGAGGCGGGGGACGCGCCUCCCAUCCGCCAGCUGCGCCGCUUCCGGCGCAGACUGCUGCGCCGCUUCGCCGGUGCGGCGGAGGCCUUUGUGCACACCAUCCCCUCGCCCAUCGUUCCCAUGGACUACCAGAAUUUUUGCCGGCUGGCUGCGCACAUCAGUUUCGAGGCAGAGCACUGCAGGACGGUUUGGCAACAGCUUUGCCAUCAGCUGGACCUUUCAGAUGCUGAGGCUAUGGGCAAGGCCACCUUUGCAAGGGCCAUGGCCUAUGCCGCACCUAUGCGGGACUUUGUGUCUUUGAGAAUCCGUCUUCAGAUGCGCUUCGGCUCGCUGUCCAAAGCCUUUGAGCAUGUUGGCAAGAGGUACCUGGAAGAGGCAGAUCUGGCAGAUUUGCUGAGCUCUGUGGGCGGCACUCUGGCAGAGGCGCGCAGGUUCUUCGCCAUGAUGCUUGUGCACAGCAUCGGCAGCCGGGAGACCAGUCAGGUUGGCCGCCGCACCUUCCUGUUAACCCUGCGGUAUGCAGAGGGCCUGGCGGCUGCGCGGCGCCUUGGCAAGGCAUUGGAGCUGGCGCCCAUCGGCUGCAACGAACAGCAGGAGGAAGCGGCUGCCUUCCGCUGCGCAGUGGGGCUGGCCAGAAGGACAUCCAAGUUGAAGUCGCUGCCGUUGGACGAGCAGGCAAUCACUGCUGUGGACUUGUUCCGAGUGCUGCCGUUGCUGUCCCAGGGCCACUGGGAUCAGCUGCUGCGCCUCACCCGCGCGCGGCGGCGCCUGCUGCGAAUGGAGGUGGAAGGAGAGAUUCGCUUAGAGGAGGUCAUGGUCACGGCCAUCGCAGGGCUGGGUCAGCGCUCCCUCACCCUGAUCUUAGAGCUGGGGCAGGAUUAUUGCGAGGACAACGUGCGUGAGAGGAAGAACAGCCAGCUGCUGUUCCGGCACAAACACUAUGUGCCACUCGCGCAGUCCUACGGCUACGGGUCCAUGGGCCUCGCCAAGCGCCUGCGGAAGAGCAUGGCCGUCUCCGUGGCGGAGGCGGCGCGGAAGCUACAGCAAGGCGAUGACCACGAUGGUGCCAGCACACUGGUGGCCAUCGUUGGAAUGCGGCCUCCUAGCCACCGGAGCAGCAGCAGCGACGAGGACUUGCAGGACUUCUCCCGCUCAACCUCCCGCAGCCGCUCACGAGCUGCCUCUUCCCACGCUGCCUCUCGCGCUGCCUCUCGUGCUGCCUCCCGUGCCCGGGUUUCGCCGCCACCCUCCCGGCCAUUGUCCGGGCGCCACCUGCUCUGAGGAAACCAGAGCUGACUUCAACAGGGGCCGACCCUGGAUGAAAUCAGACCUAGAGGAACUCCUGCAAUGGGAAGCAUCCCCUCUUUGAGACAUUCCAGUUUGCCUCCAUGUUCCAUUGAGAUUUGUGCUGCGUUGUUUGAGCAUGCAAGUUUGUGGAGCAGGCUUUGAGCGAGCGCACGCCAACCGCAGACUUUGAAGGAGCACGGACACCACAGCCCAUUGAGGUGCUAGAUGGAGAGGCCACUUGGGAUCCGAGUUGUCCA
Messenger RNA from Effrenium voratum, 6371 nucleotides. The record is from the annotation of a GenBank genome assembly. NCBI's taxonomy places the organism in Eukaryota, Dinophyceae, Suessiales, Symbiodiniaceae.